ACUGCAGUUAGGGACACGACCCAUUCAGGAAGCGUGAUUCGGGCAGAAAAACGUCGUGUCUUCAGUCGCUUUGUUUGUUCUACAGCUGCUUAUAUCAUGGCUCAGAAUUUCGUCCAAGCUCAAAUUAAAGGAGACAAAGUGGUCGUGUUUCUGAAACCGACGUGUCCUUACUGCAUGCUCGCUAAAGACGUGUUGUCCAAAUACAGCUUCAAACCCGGACAUUUAGAGUUUAUCGACAUCAGCGGUCGGGACAACAUGGACGACAUUCAGAAAUACUUACAGCAGAUUACAGGCGCUAGGACUGUGCCACGUGUGUUUAUAGGUGAGAAGUGUAUCGGAGGAGGCAGCGACGUGGAAGGACUUCACAAAGGUGGAAAACUGGAAGGCAUGCUGCAGAAAAUUGGAGCGCUGCAGUGAGAUGUUGGCCGUGCCGCCUGUGGGACCUCACAUGAUGCUGCAGCGGGACUUGCGCAGAUGCCGUCUGCGCUGUUGGUACUCGCUGAGCUCCUGCAGGUAGCCUCUUGAGGGCCAGCGUAGCCGCUCCACCUGCUCCCGCUCCUCCUCUGCCCAACAGCAACACUGUGAUCAUAAAGAAAACACAGCAACACCCCCUCACCCCCGACACAUACCCACGCAGUGCCUUUUCACCAUAUGCUUUAUACUCUUUCUAAAAUAUUAACCACUUAAACAAAUCGACACGGAUCACGACGUACAUAAACUGCAUCGAUAUAUAGCACUUGCUUGGCAUCAUGGAUCUCCUGUAAAUCCAAAUAAUUUUUGGCCUCGUCUCAAUCAGCUCCUUAGCUCACUUGAUAUUGAAGCAGUAUAUUAUGUCCACAAAUUCACACACUACACAUGGGGACACUGAUGAUAUUAAAAUUUCUUCAUCAGUCACCAGGUUUAAAAACCUUGAAUACGUUAACUUUGAAAGUUGAAUGUCAUUUACAUUUGUUAGCUUAAUCACAUGCAUUUCUGUCACGAUAUUUCAAAGCAGGCUAGUAGAGAUCAUAGGCUAGCAAGUGGAUUUUGAACACUUAAUUGUCAAUAAACUAAAACUAACUGUAUAUAAAUAGAGCUCCAACAAUGAUAACAAGCUACUUGGUGCAUUAUGUGAAUUUUUUUUUUUUUU
Messenger RNA from Tachysurus fulvidraco (yellow catfish), 1129 nucleotides. RefSeq names its product glutaredoxin (thioltransferase) (gene glrx). Lineage: Eukaryota; Metazoa; Chordata; Actinopteri; Siluriformes; Bagridae. The transcript has 3 exons. Bases 97 to 417 code for a protein of 106 amino acids. The record is from RefSeq and is a predicted model, not a curated record.